UGCCAGCAAUCGUAUCCGCACAUCCGCACAUCCGCACAUCCGCUGCAAGUCAAAGUUUUUUUUUGGGGAUUUUCGUGGCAAAGUUUUGCUUGGAGUAUUAGCGCGAGGCGGGCAUGAAACUUUUACUUUUCUGGGAGGCACUGUUGCUGCUGCUGGCGGUUGCCCAGACCCAGCCGGAGGCAGCAGGCAAGUCGCAAUCCCGACCGCAGUCCAAGUACUGCAAGUCCUUUGAUAACGCCGCCGGUGGCCCCGACAAUCUAUGCGAGAAACAUCGCUUCUUAACCUACUCGAAGUGCCACUUCGAGUGCACCGCCACGCACCACCUGAGCGUUGACAACUGUUCGAUUCAUAUUUUGGGCAAGCACAGCUAUCCAAGGUGCGAGGACAUCUACUGUGUGCCGGAUGAAACGGGAGCAGGUACAACAUCUAGACCGACCACCAGACAGCCACGCCCGACUCCGACAACACCAAAGACGACCACGACAGAACCAACCGAUACGCAGGCUAACGACAAACCGAAUUCGUCUGGAAAUGACACCAGUUGGGCGUCUAGCACAGAUUCCUCUGAUAUCAUAAAUGAGAAAACAUCAUCAGAGCUACCAGGAACAGAUAAGGCACAAGAGUCAUCUUCUUCUAAACUACCUGCAACCGGUUCUUCGGAGCAAGCCACAUCAUACCCGCCGAGAUCAACUGUGGGAGACAUAACUUCCGAUUCGAAAUCUUCGGUUGGCACUGCUGUGACUACUAUAGGGCAGGAAUCGUCUUCGUCAGAAGUACCCGGAACUAAUGCCUCCACACAUUUAACACCUUCUUCAUCGGGCUUAACAGUGGAAGACACUACUACUAUUUGGGAAUCAUCUCCUUCUACCGAUAUAGGGCAGGCAUCAUCUUCAUCACGGCUACCUACAUCGAGUCCUUCGGAGCAAUCCACAUCUUCCUUAUCGCAGUCAACAGCUGAAUACACUACCUCCAAAUCGGAAUCUUUGGUUAGCACCGCUACGACUGUUAUACGAGAGGAAGAAUCAUCUUCCUCAGAGCAGCCUGGAAUCAGCUCCGUUACUGAUAUAGAGGAGAAAUAUUCUUCUACAAAACAACCUGGAACCAGUUCCUCAGAGCGAUCCACAUCAUCCCCGUCGAGAUCAACUCUGGGAUAUAUUACUUCCAUUGCGGAAUCUUCGGUUAGCACUACUGUGACUACUAUAAUACCUGGUACUAGUACCUCGGAACAUUUAACAACUUCUUCAUCGGGCAUAAUAGUGGAAGACACUACUACUAUUUGGCAAUCAUCUGCUGUGUCUGAUAUAGGGGAGGCAUCAUCUUCAUCACGGCUACCUACAUCGAGUCCUUCGAAGCAAUCCACAUCUUCCUCAUCGGAGUCAACUGCUGAAUGCACUACCUCAAAACCGGAAUCGGUUAGCUCCACUGUGACUGAUAUAGGAGAGGAAUCAUCUUCUUCAGUGUUGCCUGGAAGCAGUUCUUCGGAGCGAGUCACUUAUUCUCCAUCGGUAUCAAUUGUGAAAGACACUACACCCGAUUCUGAAAAUAUGGAAAACACUACUUCUAUUUGGGAAUCAUCAGUUAGCAAUGCUGCGACUGAGUCAUCUUCUACAGAGCAACCUGGAACCAGUUCCGCUACUGAUAUAGAGGGGGAAUCAUCUGCUUCAGAGUUACCUGCAACCAGUUCCUCAGGGAAAGCCACAUCUUUCCCGUCGGGACCAACUGUGAAAGAUAAUACUUCCAUUUCUGAAUCUUUGGCAAGCAGUGCUGUGACUGAUGUAGGAGAAGAAUCGUCUUCUACAGAACUACCUAGAACCAGUUCUUCGGAACGGUCAACACCUUCUCCAACAGGGUCAACUGUGGGUGACAUUAUUUCCAGCACGAGAUCUUCUGUUAGCACUGCUGCGACUGAUAUAGGGGAGGAAUCCUCUUCUACAAAACAACCUGAAACUAGUUCCUCAGAGCAAGCCACAUCUUCCCCGUCGAGAUCAACUCUGGGAUAUAUUACUUCUAUUUCGGAAUCUUCUGUUAGCACUACUGUGACUACUAUAGGGGAGGAAUCGUCUUCUUCCAAAGUACCUGGUACUAGUACCUCGAAACAUUUAACAACUUCUUCAUCGGGCAUAACAGUGGAAGACACUACUACUAUUUGGCAAUCAUCUGCUUCGACGGAUAUAGGGGAGGCAUCACCUUCAUCUCAGCUACCUGGAGCCAGUUCCUCGGAACAGUCAACACCUUCUCCAACAGGCUCAACUGGGGCUGAAAUUACUUCCCAUUCGGAAUCCUCUAUUGGCACAACUGUGACUACUAUAGGGGAGGAAUCGACUUCUUCAGAAUUACCUGGAACCAAUUCCUCUGAACAGGAAACACCUUCUCCAACAAACCUGACUGAUGAUGGCGUUACUUUCAGUACGGAAUUUUCGGUUAGCACUGCUGCGACUAAUAUAGGGAAGGAAAUAUCUUCUUCAGAACUACCUUGUACCAGUUCCCCGGAGCAGUCAACACCUUCUAAAACAGCCUCAACUCUAAAAGACACUACACCCAAUUUGGAAUCAUCUGCUAGCACUGCUGUGCCUGGUAUAGAGAACGCAUCACCUUCUUCUCAACUACCUGUAACUAGUCUCACAGAACAGUCAACAACUGCUCCAACAGGCUCAAGUGUAGGUGGCAUUACUUCCAGCACGGAAUUUUGGGUUAGCACUGAUGUGACUGAUGUAAGGGAGGAAUAUUCCACUUCAGAGCAGCCUGCAAUCAGUUCUUCAGCGCAGGCCACAUCAUCUCCAUCGAGAACAACUGUGGGAGGCCUUACUUCCGAUUCGGAAUCUUCUGUUGGCACUACUGUGACUACUAUAUGGGAGGAAUCACCUUCAUCAGAAAUACCUGGAACUAGUACCUCAAAACAGUCAGCACCUUCUCCAACAGGCUCAACUAAAGGUGACUUUACUUCCAAUGCUGAGUCUUCGGCUAGCACUGUUGUGACUGAUAAAGGAGAGGAAUCAUCUUCUUCAGAGUUACCUGGAACCAGUUCCUCAGAGCAUGCCACAUCUUCUUCGUCGGGCUCAAGUGUGGGAGACACUACUUCCAAUCCUGAGUCUUCUGUUAGCUCCACUGCUUCAGUACUACCUGGAAUCAGUUCCUCAGACCAAUCCACAUCUUCCUCAUCAGAGUCAACAGCUGAAUACGCUACCUCCAAAUCAGAAUUUUCCGUUAGCACCGCUUCGACUGAUAUAGGGGGGGAAUCAUCUGCUUCAGAGUUACCUGCAACCAGCUCCUCAGGGAAAGCCACAUCUGCCCCGUUGGAAUCAACUGUGAAAGACAAAACUUCCAUUCCUGAAUCAACUCCUUCUCCAACAGGGUCAAUUGUGGGUGAAUUUACUUCCAGCACGAGGUCAUCUGUUAGCACUGCUGCGACUGAUAUAGGGGAGGAAUCAUCUUCUUCAGAGCAUCCUGGAAUCAGUUACGUUACUGAUAUAGGGGAGGAAUCAUCUUCUACAAAACCACCUGCAAUCAGUUCUUCAGAGCAGGCCACAUCCUCCCCGUCGAUAUCAACUGUGGGAGGCAUUACUUCCGAUUCGGAAUCUUCUGUUAGCACUAAUGUGACUACUAUAGGGCAGGAAGCAUCUUCUUCAGAAGCACCUGGAACUAGUACCUCGGAACAGGUAACACCUUCUCCAACGGACUCAACUGUGGGUGAAAUUACUUCCGAUUUGGAAUCUUCGGUUGGCACUGCUACGACUGAUAUAGGGGAGACAUCAUCUUCUUCAGAGCAUCCUGGAAUCAGUUCCGUUACUGAUAUAGGGGAGGAAUCAUCUUCUACAAAACCACCUGCAAUCAGCUCUUCAGAGCAGGUCACAUCAUCCCCGUCGAUAUCAACUGUGGGAGGCAUUACUUCCGAUUUGGAACCUUCUAUUGGCACUACUGUGACUACUAUAUGGGAGAAAUCAACUUCAUCAGAAAUACCUGGAACUAGUACCUCAAAACAGUCAACACUUUCUCCAACAGGCUCAACUAAAGGUGACUUUACUUCCAAUGCUGAGUCUUCGGCUAGCACUGUUGUGACUGAUAAAGGAGAGGAAUCAUCUUCUUCAGCGUUACCUGGAACCAGUUCCCCGGAGCAGGCCACAUCAUCCCCGUCGAGAUCAACUGUGGGAGGCAUUACUUCCGAUUCGGAAUCUUCUGUUAGCACUAAUGUGACUACUAUAGGGCAGGAAGCAUCUUCUUCAGAAGCACCUGGAACUAGUACCUCGGAACAGGUAACACCUUCUCCAACGGACUCAACUGUGGGUGAAAUUACUUCCGAUUUGGAAUCUUCGGUUGGCACUGCUACGACUGAUAUAGGGGAGACAUCAUCUUCUUCAGAGCAUCCUGGAAUCAGUUCCGUUACUGAUAUAGGGGAGGAAUCAUCUUCUACAAAACCACCUGCAAUCAGCUCUUCAGAGCAGGUCACAUCAUCCCCGUCGAUAUCAACUGUGGGAGGCAUUACUUCCGAUUCGGAAUCUUCUAUUGGCACUACUGUGACUACUAUAUGGGAGAAAUCACCUUCAUCAGAAAUACCUGGAACUAGUACCUCAAAACAGUCAACACUUUCUCCAACAAGCUCAACUAAAGGUGACAUUAAUGCUGAGUCUUCGGCUAGCACUGUUGUGACUGAUAAAGGAGAGGAAUCAUCUUCUUCAGCGUUACCUGGAACCAGUUCCCCGGAGCAGGCCACAUCAUCCCCGUCGAGAUCAACUGUGGGAGGCAUUACUUCCGAUUCGGAAUCUUCUGUUAGCACUAAUGUGACUACUAUAGGGCAGGAAGCAUCUUCUUCAGAAGCACCUGGAACUAGUACCUCGGAACAGGUAACAUCUUCUCCAACAGACUCAACUGUGGGUGAAAUUACUUCCGAUUUGGAAUCUUCGGUUGGCAACGCUGUGACUGAUAUAGGAGAGGAAUCAUCUUCUUCAGUGUUGCCUGGAAGCAGUUCUUCGGAGCGAGUCACUUAUUCUCCAUCGGUAUCAAUUGUGAAAGACACUACUUCCGAUUCUGAAAAUAUGCAAAACACUACUUCUAUUUGGGAAUCAUCAGUUAGCAAUGCUGCAACUGAAUCAUCGGUUUCAGGCCAAUCUGUAAGCAGCUCGUCGGAUCAAGCCGUAUCUUCUCCAAUUGGCUCAGCUUUGGAGGACACUACGUUCAUUUGGGCAUCAUCAGCUAGCACAGCUGCGACUGAUAUUGCGCAGAAUACAUCUUCUUCGGAGUUACCUGGAACAAGUUCCUCAGAGCAAGCCACAUCUUCUCCGUCGGAUUCAACUUUGGGAGACAUUACUUCCAGUUCGGAAACUUCGGUUAGCACUGCUGUGACUGACAAAGGGGAGGAAUCAUCUUCUACAGAACUACCUGAAACUAUUGCCUCGGAACAGUCGACAUCUUCUCCAUCGGACUCAACUGUGAGACAAAAUUGGGAAUCUUCUGUGAACACUGCUGUGACUGAUAAAGGAAAGGAAUCAUAUUCUUCAGAGUUACCUGGAAGUAGUUCCGCGCAACAGUCAACACCCUCGACAUCGGUCUCAACUAUGCAAAGGACUACACCUAUUUGGAAGUCAUCGGUUAGCACUGCUGCGUCUGUAAUCACGGAGUCGGAAACCCCUGCUUUGCCUGGGGAAUCAUCUUCUGAAGGGUCACUUGGAACCAGUUCAUCAGAAUCUUCGACGUCUACAGCAAAAGGUGCCUCCGAGGAAACUUCUAUUUUGACCACGAUAAUUGGAUCUGGAACUGGAACCAGUUGGUCAGAUCACAAUGAACCGGACAGUUCUACACAACAGUACACUUGGACCACAGGUGACCCAUACACAGAUCGUACUGACUCUACGUCGACGCCUCACUGUAAACUGGUUUGCAGCUGAGUGGGGAAUGAAUUAAAUAUAAUUUCGAUUUGGAUUUCUUACAGAUCCAAAGAAUGCUGAUGCCUCGACUGCUGAAGAUUUUUUUUAAAUAUUACUAUUAUUAAAACGUUGCACGUACGUUUAAAAUGUGCAACUUCUAUUUCUGGUGUUGGGUAAUAAAAAAAUACAUACAUAUUCACAAUAGA
Messenger RNA from Drosophila virilis, 6064 nucleotides. Its product is annotated as serine-rich adhesin for platelets. The record is from RefSeq and is a predicted model, not a curated record. Lineage: Eukaryota; Metazoa; Arthropoda; Insecta; Diptera; Drosophilidae.